GAGAGAGAGAGAGAGAGAGAGAGAGAGAGAGAGAGAGAGAGAAAAGAGAGAUGGAGGGGGAAAACAGCAGAUGAGGGUCACUGGGGAUUUCCACCGUGUAGGAUCAGAAAAGGCAUGAGAAGUAGGUAAGACAGAGAACUGGGGAAACACAUGUAGUCACAGAGAGGGAGAGAGAGAUCAUACGGCAGGAAGAGAGUGGCGACAGAAGAUCACCAGCGCUGACUGAGAGCAGCAGAAGAAGUGAAGCAGAGAGUUCACCGAGCGGAGACAACAUCAGAGGUCUGGAGCAGGCUUCGGGUGGGGAGGCCGACAUUACACUUUUCACACACAGGAGGGGGACCAGUCAAAUGGGCUGCAAAUGAUUGAGAUGAAAUGCACGAGUGAGGACAAGUACCUGAAAGAUGGAAAAUGCUGUGAUCGCUGUCCUGCAGGGACGCAUGUGCAGACUGAUUGUGACGGCACCAACAGGACCAAGUGUGAUAAAUGUCGACAUGGGUUUUACAUGGCCACUAAAAAUCACUUGAUGAAAUGUCCACCCUGCAAACAGUGCAGUUCCCAAAACAAACAGAGGAUAUCCAAAGACUGCUCAGCUUCGGAGGACACGGUGUGCGAGUGUGAGACUGGUUUCUUCUGUAGUAAUGACCAGUGUGAGCACUGCCAGCCAGUGACCCAGUGCCCUGUGGGUGAAGGAGUACGGGUUCCAGCCAAUCGCACCAGUGAUACCAUCUGUGCUCCUUGUGAGGAGGGGACCUACAGCAACGUAACAGAUUUCAUCUCACGCUGUAAACCCCACACCAGAUGUCUGGAAUUAGGCAGAGAGACGAGAGUUCGGGGAAACCAAAAAUCCGAUUCCAUCUGCAGUGACUUUUUGCCUCGUUGUUCCUGGAUGCUGCCCGCGGGCCUGUGGUCAGGACUCGUGUUGACGGCACUUGUCCUGCUCGCUGUUUUCGUCUUCAGGAGGGCAAAGCGCAACUCGCUCCGAACAGUCAGGUCCAGUGUUCCCGUUACGGCGGUUACCACGGUACUGGUGACGUCGCUGGAUCUGCCUCUACCGUCCACAGAGCGGAACGGCCACUGCCAAGAGAGCUGUGCCGCGGAGGAGUCCAAGUUACCACUUUGCAGCACAGAUGUUACCCUGGUCAGCUGCGAUGUGGAAAGCAUCCUCCCCAUAACCCCGCUGAAGUUCUCGGCUUCCCUCCCUGACUCCAGGCCCAACGCUGGAGAUCGCACCAGCAACUUCCACAGGACCCCGUCAGAGCCACAGGAGGACGAGUGGUGCGACAUAAUGGAGUAAAGUUCUCGAAACAGCGCGGAGGGAUUUCAGAGUCACUCUCUGGCUUGAAGAUGCUGCAACUUAAAAAAAAAAAAAAAAAAAAUUAAACUAACUAUUUAUACCAACAAGAAACAAAGAGUAUAGGCUUUUACUUUGUGGAGAUACGGGUCGCUGAUCGUUUGUCGCCCCCUGCAGGACUUUCUUGAGAACUUCACUUCUUGUGACGUGACAUUGUUUACAGUGAAGCUAAGAGCUAAAACUCCUGACAUCAAGUAACUGACAGAUUUAUUACAUGUGCAGAUUUACCCUAAGCUAAAAGCCAACACUGGUGCAGCUCUUUACUUUGACAGGAGCUUCACACUGAAAUAGGUCUUAAGCUACAGCUCAGUGUCGUCUCUAUUAAGGGAUAUUUCUUGUUAUUGUUUUAUAUUUUUCUUAUCAACAAACCACCAAAACCAACACAAACUAAUCCUACAAAUAUUUUCCGCUGUAGUCAACCUAUAUAUAAGUUAUUCCUCAUUACAAUAAUUAUCCGUUGUUGUCAAAAAGCAAAGAAGACCUUGCUAGCACAGCGUCAUUCCCGAUCGCAAAUGUGUCAAUCGAUGAAGUCUAUGCAUCCAGCGAGCAUGACAACAAAAUUCAAAAAGCAUUUCUGUUGUUGGGUUUAGACUUUUCGUGGAACUUCGUGGAAAUGUUACAUGUCAGCAUUAUCCUUUUGUGUAAAGUAUGUUUUUGUAAUUUUGCUUAAAUCUAAUUUAACUUAUUUUGUUGCAAAUUCAGAUGAUUUGGCCAAUUUUUUUUUUACAUUGUAAUUGUUGGAAGCCAAAGAAAUUAAACUCUCUUACCUUCUCUUUAAA
Molecule: messenger RNA, 2130 nt
Organism: Pleuronectes platessa (European plaice)
Lineage: Eukaryota; Metazoa; Chordata; Actinopteri; Pleuronectiformes; Pleuronectidae
Product: tumor necrosis factor receptor superfamily member 5
Exons: 8
Coding region: 359-1294 (311 amino acids)
Biological process (GO): positive regulation of tyrosine phosphorylation of STAT protein; defense response to virus; positive regulation of transcription by RNA polymerase II
Cellular component (GO): membrane; CD40 receptor complex; external side of plasma membrane
Molecular function (GO): antigen binding; CD154 receptor binding; transmembrane signaling receptor activity
Source: RefSeq, a predicted model, not a curated record